This is a messenger RNA of Anolis sagrei ordinatus, 3650 nucleotides long. RefSeq names its product FAM161 centrosomal protein A (gene FAM161A). NCBI's taxonomy places the organism in Eukaryota, Metazoa, Chordata, Lepidosauria, Squamata, Anolidae. Gene Ontology annotation, cellular component: photoreceptor connecting cilium; cilium; ciliary basal body. The record is from RefSeq and is a predicted model, not a curated record. Gene Ontology annotation, biological process: cilium organization.
CCCGCCCUCAGGAGAGUCCUGUCCGCGCGGCCGUCAGCGAAGGUGUUGUGUUCCCUAAGAGAUGCCGUAGCGUCCCAAGCCGGGCGCCUUGGCAACCCAGCGAGGGCUUUCAUUCAGUCGCGCGCUCGCUGGGAGCGGGAUGGAUGCGGGUCACCGGGCCGCUUCCCUCGCUGUGUCCUGCCUCCGGAGGCCGGUGGACCCUCACACCAAGGCCCCCACGGCGCUGUACGAGCGGGAGCGGGGGGACGGAGCCUGGCCGCAGAAUCACCUGCAUCCUGAGAGAGAACAGAGUUCUGAUGUCCAUGCUGAUUGCCAAGACUGGGCAGACAUCUCCAAAAUGUAUAUUUCAAACCAAGAAUAUUACUUAAAGCUGGAAGAACUUAAGAAUGCGCAUCUGGAGACCAUGGCGAAACUGGAAAACAUGUAUCAGAAUAAACUGUAUCUGAAAGGAGUUGAGCCUUUAACCAACACAGAUAUGGCCAAUAGUACGAGUUACAGAUCAGCAUAUGGGAAGAACUCAUUUCAUCCUCAGAAGAUACCCACAUCAUUUUCUGACCCUGAUUUAAACAAUUAUUUCCAUUCAAAUGUAUCUGAUACAUCUGAUGAAGAAUUAUAUUUAGAUGAAGAUGACAGUGAAGAAGAAUUGCUCACAUUUCAAAAGGAGCAAAUUGAAAGUGCAUGUGAUAGGUUUUCACCAGAGGAUUAUUCUCACCGCACUAAAAGUAUUUCAUCCCUGUUACAAACUUUGAGAAAGCCUAAGAAGAAGAAAAAGAAGAGAUGGUCCCCAAAGAUCACAGUACCCCAGCCUUUCCAGAUGACUAUUCGAGAAGCUAAGAAAAAACAACACAACAUAAAAUCAAAGUCAUUGAUUGAACUAGAAAAUAAUUUGCUAAAAAAACAAUUGGAGGAAGAAACAGAGUGUCAGAAGAAAUUCCGUGCCAAUCCAGUGCCUGGUUAUGUUUUUGUCCCUUUGUAUCAUGAAAUAAUGCAGCAAAACGAAGAACGUAGGAAGUCACUUAGAAAAAGUAGGAGAGAGAUUCUUUUAGGUAUGCAAAAGCCUUUCAAGUUUAUUGAAAGAGAAGCACAAAAGAAAGAACUGAAAAAAGUGCAGUUGAAGGACCUUUCCUUGCCCGAAAAGACAAGAACAUUCAAAGCAAAGCCAGUUCCGAAAUGUAUUUACAGUUCAGAAGUCAAUGAGAAGCUCAAGGAAGAAGAACUUUAUAGAGAAAUUAGAAUACAGAUGAGAUCUGAAGAGCUUCUGUGUAAUUCAACUCUUCCCAGUCACAGAUUAGGACAUAAAGGUCCCAAUAAGCAUAGGAAGCAAUGCUGCCUUGAGCAUAAGGAAAGACUGCAAUGUAAACCAAGAUGCAAAACCCAGGUCCCGGAUUUUGAAAUAUUACAUAAAAAAUUCCAGAAACAGCUUCAGAGACAGAAGCGUGUGAAACCCAUCACAGUCUGUGAACCUUUCAGUCUCCGUACUGCUAAUAUCCCUUCCAACAAAAAGAAGAUUCUUGAGGAUAUCCAAAUGGAUGAGGAAAAAUUAAAGGAGACACGUUGGCCUUAUGCUUCUUCAAGAUGCAGUCCUCAAAUGAGGAAUCCUUUAGAUUCUGAAGAACCCAUAUCACCAAGAAUUACAGAAUCUACAAGACGACGAUUACAAGCCAUUAGGGACUCAGCUGAGGAAAAACAGAGGAAGGAAGAAGAGCAGAAAAGGAGGAGAGCAAAGCAGAAACAAAGAGCAAGAGAACUACAGAGACUUAUAAGCACUCGGGCUGAAGCAAAUGAUCCACAUCAGAGCCUCGCUCAGAUCUAUAAGUCAAAGUUAAAAAUAUUCAGGAAACAUGAAAAGCAGAGAAUGAAAGAAUAUCUACGUGAACUGGAAGAAAUGGAAGAGAGGGUGGAAAAGAGACCAUUGUUGUUGGAACAAGCUACACAGAAAAAUGCACGGAUAGCAGCAGAGAAGCUUUACUCUGAUACACUUCGAGAGCUGGGGCUCUGUGAAGAAUUUGUCUCAAAGAAAGGACAAUCUGCAGCAGAAAUGCUUUCGCAGGGCCAUUCCAGAGAUGACUCUGAAAUCUCGGCAGCAGCAGAUAUCAGAAGUGAUCAUGAAGAGAAAAUGCAAGAUAAAGAAUCACAGGAAGCAGAAGAGAAGUCUGAAACUGAAUCCAUUCAGUCUUAUAAAGAGGAAAGAGAUGAGGAAGAGGAGGAGGAGGAAGAUGGAGGAAAUGAUGGAGAUGAAGAUGGGCAUGUGGAUGAAGAUGGAGAUGGGGAUGUGGAUAGAGAUGAAGAUGGGGAUGUGGAUGGAGAUGGGGAUGUGGAUGGAGAUGGGGAUGUGGAUGGAGAUGAAGAUGGGGAUGGGGAUGAAGAUGGAGAUGGAGAUGAAGAUGAAGAUGAAGAUGGGGAUGUGGAUGGAGAUGAAGAUGGGGAUGGAGAUGGAGAUGGAGAUAGAGAUGUUCAGUCAAAUCAUGGUGACAAAGAUGCUUCUGGAGAUGAAAAUGAAAACUAUGAAGAUUCAGGAGAAGAAUCCAGAGAUUAUGGAAAUUGAUUAAAAUAUAGUGUUGCUUCUCUAUUGCCUUGGUUUUAGUGUCUGAAUUUGAUGCUUGAACUAAAAUGUGAAAUGGUGAGAUACUAGAACUAGUGGCACAUUUUAUGAUGCCAUUAAUUAUAACAGCGGGUGUCUCUCACACUUUCACCUUCUUCUGAUUUCUAGGCCAACUUUUCAGACAGUUCUCACUGUCUCUUCCUGCAAUAUUCAGGUUCCAGGUAUCCUGUCUAAUGUUUUUACUCUUUGGAAGUGUAAACAUUAACAAGAAUCAGUAUUUUUUCUGCAGCAUAUUUUAUGGAGUAGCCAACUUCUUUAUUGAUUGAGGCCUGAAAUGAAUGCAGUGAAAAUUCCUGGAUUUUUAUUUUUAUUUUCUUCCCAGCCUCAAUCUGAAUAACACAACUAAUUAAGGGCUUUUCUAUAAACAUUGCCGAGACCCAGUGCUGCCCUUUAAACCACAGCAGUUGCCUAAUCCUUGUGAAAACAAAGCAAAUCCAUGUAUCCACAAGAAGUGUUGGUUUUCCCUGCAGUAACCUAGUAGAUAAAGGAUGUACUGUCAGAUGUGGGAGAACUAUUAGGAGCAGCAUUACUACAGUAAUCAUGUGUCUGUGUCACAAAAAAUAAAGACGUAGUAUUACAGCUCUUCCCAAAUGAUCCUAUGAUCAAUCUUUCUAAUAUCUGCAUACACUUUUCACUCUAGAACAGGGGUCCCCAAACUAAGGCCUGCGGGCUGGAUGCAGCCCUCCAAGGUCAUUUACCCAGCCGCUGUCCUAAGAUCACCCUAUGUUUGAAAUGACGAAGGCACACAACAAGAACAAUCCAAAUUCAUUUGACUAUCUCAUCAGGCAAAAACAGGCCCAUACUCCCCACUGAAAUACUGGUAAAUUUAUGUUGGUUAGAAUGGUUCUUCAUUUUAAAUAUUGUAUUGUUAUUUCAUAGUCUGUCCCCCCAAUAGUCUGAGGGACUAUGAACUAGCCCUUGGCUUAAAAAGUUUGGGGAUCCCUGCUCUAGAAUAAUGAAUUUAGAACAUGUAUUAGUUUUGCCUUCACAACAGGCUUUUUUCAUCUCAAGAAAUUGUGUCUUUUUAAAAAUAAAUUUUAUUAUUUAG